GAUAAAAGAUGUUUGGAAUCGGUUUGUGUUCUGUUCUGCCGACUUGUGGACAAUAUGCGCAAUCAUGUGGAUAAGUUGCGCGAAAUAGCGGGUCAGAAUCAUGCACUGCUCAAAAAUGUGCAGCAGCUGCUCAUCGUACAGCCAUGUGCUGUGGGCCCAAAUACAUUCCAGGCAUUGGUGCGAAUGUUGCGUACGAUGGCCUCAAAAUGUAGCGAUCUGGCUGUAGCACUUAAUUCUGCAAGGCGAUCGUGCACCAUCACUACUAGCAGAGUUUCAGAUUUCGCCCGAACAAUUAAAUUUCUGAUCGUUGGAGCAAAGGAGUGUGAUUCGGCAGCCGUUGAGAUUGCUAAUCGUCCCCCUCAGCAUUUGCAGGAAUUGGUCUAUCUUGCCGGUGAAUUGUUGCCGAGUCUGCCAACAGAUGGUAUAUUCGAAAUAGACAGCGUUAUACUGCGCUCCACAAGUACCUUGAGCGAUGUGCCGACGCCGCACUGGCUCUGGAAAGAUAACUCAAAUCAGUGGGUUGCAUACAGCAAUUUCGACUCACGGGUCCUGGAGAUAGCCUUCAACACCAGUGAAACAGAUAUUAGCCUUCAAAUCAAUGGAAAUAGUGGUCCGGCACUCCGUUAUGAGAGUUUGCGUGUGACACUUCGGAUGAUUUAUCCGGCAGAAGUAAGUAUCUUGAAAAGCAUAUUGGCGACGUUGCCGCUGGCCGGACCUAUUGCUAGUGCGCUGGCGUGCCCACGUGGCAAAGAUCUCUGUGUUGUGGCAUCGGCACUGCAAUUAACCCAUAUACUUCUGAAUAAGUUCCCUGAUAUAUACAUCUCAUUGUUCAGGCGUGAAGGUGUUGCACACGAAAUUGAAAAAUUAUCACGAAUGAAACUGGAAUCGCCGGUCUCACUUCCGCCUGUGCAGUCUUCACCAGCUGUGCUUUCUGCCGAACAGGACGUGGCAGCAAGUUCAAGCCGUACACGUGGCAGUCCAAAAACCCGCACUACAUCCGAACAAGGUGCUGCAGCGACAGCUGCAGCUCCAUCUAUCACAAAGCAGAGUGCAGUAAUAGCUGCGAGGAGUCGUAACAAUACACAAGCAGCUCCUGCUGGUUCGUCUUCGUCAUCUUCAUCGUCGUCCGAAGCUGGGCCCAGCUCAAGCAGCGCUACCAGAGUAAUUGUUUCACCAAGUGGAGGUCGCCAUCGUCGUAAGGCAUCACCAGAGAGGUUGAUAGCGACAUUCGGAGCGAGCCUGAAUAGUAGCAGCGAAUGCUGCAGAGGAAUAAAGCUGGCUGAUAUAUAUAAAAAGCGAAAAAUUGAGAAGGCUCGCGGCAAUCUGUAA
This is a messenger RNA of Gongylonema pulchrum, 1329 nucleotides long. The record is from the annotation of a GenBank genome assembly. NCBI's taxonomy places the organism in Eukaryota, Metazoa, Nematoda, Chromadorea, Rhabditida, Gongylonematidae.